Molecule: messenger RNA, 1221 nt
Organism: Nannizzia gypsea CBS 118893
Lineage: Eukaryota; Fungi; Ascomycota; Eurotiomycetes; Onygenales; Arthrodermataceae
Product: mitochondrial 37S ribosomal protein MRPS5
Exons: 2
Coding region: 1-1221 (406 amino acids)
Biological process (GO): translation
Cellular component (GO): ribosome
Molecular function (GO): RNA binding; structural constituent of ribosome
Source: RefSeq, a predicted model, not a curated record
AUGAGCGUCGCACGACCGGCAAGGUGCCUUUUUUGCACAUUUUCAAAGCCAAAUCUCGUUCGCUACCCUCGCCGACAAUUCCACUCAACUCCUAUACCGUGUGCUCCCCAAAAACCGAAGCAUGAGAAUAUCAAAGCCUCAGACGUUGAGGGAUGGCUAAAAAAACAUACACCUGAAAAAUCAAAGGCUUAUACCGAAGCCGAAAAGGCUCACAUGCAGAAAGUCUACUCGCCAGAACAGAUCAAGGCAAUUGAAGCUGGAGAGAAAGCUAUUCCCGAUAAAGAUGUGGAUGAGCAGUUCAACUUGAGGGAUGAUCCAUGGGCACUUAAAUAUGUGGAUGAUUUUUCCACCAUUGAGCCUGUUGUUGACCACCACAUCCGCUCUCCCGUCACCAACCACGACCCCAACUCCCGCUUAAAAACCCAUGAUGAACUGGUAGAUGACGUCGCCAAUUUCAUCAAGGAUAUGCCAGACGAACCAUCGGCGUUAAGUUUACAAAAAUUCUUCGAAAACGUGCGGUUGACCACCGGCAAAGCAGAGGCUGAACUCGACCCUCACAGCGCUGUUGUGCCGGAUGUAUUUGAACCGGGCGAAACCUUUUCCAACAUCGGCCGCCAUGAACCCCCUCCCCUGUUCCAGCAGGAAAAAGAGGCCAAGACUGAAGAGUCGGACUUAAUGAAGAAGCUGAGAGUGAUCACCGGAUUGAACUCAUCCGCAUUGAAGCAAAUAGACACUAAAGUUCUUGUCAGCCAUCGAGUCGUCAACCAAACUCGUCUCGGGAAGAUUCAAAAGGCCUAUGUUCUUGUUGUUGCAGGUAACAAGAACGGACUUCUUGGAAUUGGUGAAGGCAAAUCUGAAGAAAUAGGUGCUGCCAAAGAGCAAGCAGAAUACCGAGCAAUUCGCAGUAUGAGGCCAGUCCCAAGAUACGAGAGGCGGACGAUAUUCGGAGAUGUCAAGGGAAAAGUUGCUGGAACCGAAUUGGUAUUGAUGAAUCGACCACCAGGCUUUGGUCUUCGCUGCUCCCAGCGUAUUUGGGAGAUGGCCCGUCUUGCCGGAAUCAAGGAUCUGGCUGCCCGUGUUUCUCGUUCUAGAAACCCGAUGAACACGGCAAAGGCUGCCUAUAAGGCUCUUAUGAGCCAAAAGGAUCCGGAAGAGGUUGCUCAAGCCCUAGGAAAGAAGCUUGUCGACGUAAGAAAGGUUUACUACGCUGGAAAGGUCUAA